Magallana angulata is the source of this 2533-nucleotide messenger RNA. RefSeq lists its product as uncharacterized. Lineage: Eukaryota; Metazoa; Mollusca; Bivalvia; Ostreida; Ostreidae. The record is from RefSeq and is a predicted model, not a curated record. The transcript has 5 exons. Bases 229 to 858 code for a protein of 209 amino acids.
UAUCUGUAUAAAUCUGCUCACAAGAGAAUAAAUUUCUUCCUGUUCCAUUUAUUUUCAUAUAGCUCAAACAAUAAUGUUCUUGACAUUAUAAUAGUUGUCAAGUGUGAAACAAGUUUGCUUCUUAAAACAAGUUAAACUCAAUAUCUUAAAUAUAACGUUUUGCUGUGUGCUUGUAAUAUAUGUGUGGAUUUCCUGAAAGACAAUAUCAUCAAAUCAAUUUGGCGGAAGAUGCUGACAUUUGAAGCGACAGAUUCCCCAGAUGCCGAUAAAGAGACAACAUCAGAAUCGGGUUCCUCCUUAAUUGGACUCGUAGUUGUUAUAGGGACAAUUAUACUAAUAAUAGUAUUGUGUAGACGUUAUAAUGGAUGUGUUUAUCUACGUAGCAUUUUUAGAAAUGCCCUGCAUGAACCAGAACCAAGGAUGUCUGCACCAAGGGAUAUUCAUUUGACAAGAACUAAUCAAGAUCGAAGGCACCACCGUUCUAGAAGUGCCGGGCAUGCCUUUUCUGAGCCAGAGUUAAGGACAACUGCAACGCAGAAUAUUUAUUACAGUGAACUGUCCAGAAACAAUGAGUAUCAAAGAGCGCCACCUAGCUACUGGUCAGUCUCGACAGACCAAUCACCAUACUCAGAGAAUGUUUAUAACAGCGAAAUGAACAGAAACAAUGAGCAUCAAACAGCACUUCAAAGCUUACUGUCUUCGAGCGACCAUUACGAAAUAGCAUCGGGUUCGACGAUUCAAUCUCCUUUCAGUUGCAAAGAGAGCGAGAAGAAGCUGCUGAAGAUUGACAAUGGUGAAGACGAUACGACACGGAGCAAACACACCAAUAAGAAUCAGCACCCUGACGGACUCAUGUAAAGCAGCUAGAUAUUACUCAGAUUCUCCCUUACUGCAGCAACAUCAGUAAUUGUUAAACAAUACUGAUUUUCAUAAAGAUACAUAUGCCGUUUGAAAUAAAAAUUUAAAAAUAAAGAAAAGGUUGCGUUCUUCCAUUAAGCUACAUCAGUUAAACACUUUUUAAUAAUCAUACAUUUUUAAAUAAAACAUAUUUAAGAUUAUUAAAUGUAAAUUCUAAUUAAUUUAUUUUACUAACAAGGUCGUUAGUAAACCCCCAAUUUUGAAAUAUUCAUAAGCACGUGAUGUGACAAGCUAAUUAUAGAACGUACACAAGUUGUCGACGCGAAAACGUGAUUGGUCCGAAGCAGUUGAUAAUUCGUUCAAAGAGAAAAGAAAGAACCAGUUUGACAGAGAACGUUGUAAAACAGCAACCUAUAUUGGAGACCCCUUUAAGCGGUAGACACGUGUGAGAGUCUUCAUGUUAACUAUGGGCUUACCGGCUUCUUGCUUUUGAUAAGUGGCUCACACAGCGGAAUGUUUUCUUUGUUAGAUUAGAUUACUCAUAGAGGAAAGAAAGCUUUUGUGUAUGGUACGAUAUACAUUGUCUGAAAAGGAUAAAACAUAUAUAGCUUUCACUCAAAUACUGAAAAUCUGUUAAUUGUACAGGUCAUUCUCGAUGGCUCGACCUUCGAUCGCUCGAUGUUCUUGAUCGCUCGGAGUCUAGGGUCUCGAUUUUUUCUCUAUAUAACUAAGCACAUUUUCUCUUGAUUUCUCGAAAUCUUAAUCUCUCGAAACCCUUGAUCCCUCGAAGUCAAACUGCAGCCCCUUUAUUCAUAAUCUAUGCUUUUUUACUCUCGAUACCCGGAAGUCGCUGUGUAUCUCCACGCGCUAUACCUAAUUUAACACAUACUUGGUCAUUUAAAUGGCUCCAGGCGUUAGACCCGGGACCCGUGUCACGGGUUGUUUACUCAGGCGACACUUGUCCUGCAAGAUGAUAAUUGUUUGAUGAUUGACCAUACCGAUACCUAAUCUAUAACACCAACCGUUUUACGAUAAUUUGGAGAUGCAAUGAAAAUGAGAAAUUAAUUGAGACGAAACGAUAAUAUUGAGCCAUGGUCAAAUUUUAGAACUAUAAAACUGUAAAAGUUAUGCUUAUCAUGCUAUAUAUAUGCUAACCUGUAAUCAUAAAUCACCUAUUGAAACUGGAAGAUGAAAUAACAUAGAAAGAUGUCAUAUAAUUUGUUCAUUAUGUAAUAAAAACACUCUGGGUGACGAAUACCACAAUGUUAUGGAAUGCCAGGCAUUUUCUUUACUCCGCAACAAAUAAAUUGAAGAAAAUAUUCCACAAAUGUUAAUACUUAUAAAUUUGGGAACUUUAUGAAUACCAAUGACAUCGAUUCAUUAAAAGAAUUGUCCAUAUUUGUUAAAAACAAAUUAGCUCGUUUCAUUCAACUCUGUUCUCUUCCUAACUUGACCCUGCAUUUGUACAUUUGUAAAUAUUUUGUUUUUGUAACUCAUGUACCAUUGAUAUGGUUUGAGAGAAAUAAACAUUCAUUCAUUCAUUCAGAAUUAUUGUCAUUAUAAUGAUUAUUGCUGAACAAGUGCUUACAGCGGGAGAUGGACCCGUAAAGUGGGAACAGUGGGUGAUACUUAGUUAUCUCAUUAUCACAUGACGUCUCGCAGUCCAGUAGUACAU